Messenger RNA from Corylus avellana, 1261 nucleotides. It is a transcript of the gene POR, whose product is annotated as C-CAP/cofactor C-like domain-containing protein. Gene Ontology annotation, molecular function: tubulin binding. The record is from RefSeq and is a predicted model, not a curated record. Gene Ontology annotation, cellular component: cytoplasm. NCBI's taxonomy places the organism in Eukaryota, Viridiplantae, Streptophyta, Magnoliopsida, Fagales, Betulaceae. Gene Ontology annotation, biological process: tubulin complex assembly; post-chaperonin tubulin folding pathway.
UCCGAAUCCAACUAGAAUCCGCUUCCUGCCCCCUUCUCUUCUCGCGCACUCACAGAAAAUGGAAACCGAAGAAGAAGAAGCACUCUCACUCUCAAUCCUUUCAGACCCAACCCUCCACCAAAAGCACCUGUCAAUGAUCGAGCGCCUCUCCAACCGCCACCAAACUCGCGUAGAUAACUCACUCGCCCGCCGGUCCGACUCGGAUUCCAACUCUCCCUCCUCUGCCUCUGCCUUCCUCUCCCGCUUCUCCGACUCCAAGCGCUCCAUCGAGGCCCAUAUCGCUCAGUCCCGACUCGCCUACCCCACCGAUCCGAGCGAAGUCAGAUCCCACCUCGACUCCAUCUCCGCCUCCAUCUCUGACCUCGAAAAGCUCGUCGCCGAGAGCUCAUUUUUCUUGCCCUCCUACGAGGUCCGUUCCUCCCUCAAAGCCGUCUCCGAUCUCAGACAAUCCCUCGACAAUCUGAGCUCCGAGCUCAUCCCAAAAAAGAAAUUUGCUUUCAAGAACAAGGCCUCCAAAAGAGAUCCAACAACUGAACCCAAACAAACCACGGCAGAAGAAAAAUCCGUUUCCGUUUCAACUUCGCACGAGAAAUUGGUUUUCCAGGUGAGGGAUUCGCCGGGUUUUAGAGGCAAAAAGGGUGAGAUUUUGGUUGAGAAUUUCAAGGGUUCCGAGAUUGGAGAAUUCACGGUUUCCGAUCUCGAUUCUUGCGAGGUGAAGUUGAUUGGUUCCGUGAGAGCAUUAUUUGUUCAUAGGCUGAGGAAUUGUAGGGUUUAUGUUGGGCCGGUAAUAGGCUCAGUUCUGAUUGACGAAGCUGAGGGGUGUGUGUUUGUGAUGGCGUCGCAUCAAAUUCGGAUUCACAAUGCGAAGGGCUGCGAUUUCUAUUUGAGAGUGAGGAGUAGGCCGAUAAUCGAGGAUAGUAGUGGCGUGAGGUUUGCGCCGUACUGUUUGAGCUAUGAAGGUGUGGAGGAGGACUUAAGGGAUGCGAGUCUGGAUGAGGAGACAGGGAAUUGGGCCAAUGUGGAUGAUUUCCGGUGGCUGCGCGCGGUGCAGUCGCCAAAUUGGUCGCUUUUACCGGAAAAUGAGAGGGUUCAGAUGGUUAACAUUUCGGAGUUGGGAGGUGGGAUUGAAGGCAAUUAAGCUUUUGGUUCAGCCUCUUGUAUUUAGUGUGUUUGAAAGAGUUUAUUUAUUUCAUUAUUUUGUUGGGUUCUUUGUUGUACUUGGUAUUUGGAUUGAUGCAAAUUAUAUGAUUACCAAUUUUUU